Molecule: messenger RNA, 2556 nt
Organism: Brachypodium distachyon (stiff brome)
Lineage: Eukaryota; Viridiplantae; Streptophyta; Magnoliopsida; Poales; Poaceae
Product: putative serine/threonine-protein kinase
Exons: 6
Coding region: 1-1116 (371 amino acids)
Biological process (GO): protein phosphorylation
Molecular function (GO): protein kinase activity; ATP binding
Source: RefSeq, a predicted model, not a curated record
AUGGCGAUGAUAAAGAGAUGCCUUUGCAGAUCCGAGGAAGACAUCAAAGGACUUUUAAGGACGAAAAGUAUCCAGUUUUUCUCCUACAAACAGAUCAAAAGAGCAACGAACAAUUUCGAACGCACUAAUAAGCUAGGCAGAGGCGGUUUUGGAACUGUAUACAAGGGUAUCUUUGUAGAUGGCACUGCAUUUGCGGCAAAGGUUCUUUCUUCUGAAUCCAAACAAGGGAUAGAGGAAUUCCUAACUGAAAUCGAGAGCCUCACUGAAGCUAAGCAUGCAAACCUUGUCAGGUUGCUGGGCUGCUGUGUCCAGAAGCAAAACAGGGUCCUUGUCUAUGAAUACGCCGAGAACAACAGCCUCGAUCACGCACUGAAAGGUGAUGGAGCAGCAAAUCUCCCAUGGAGCGUAAGGUCGGACAUCUGUAUAGGCACGGCCAGGGGGCUGAGCUUCCUCCACGAAGAGCACGAGCCAAGCAUCGUGCACAGAGACAUCAAAGCUAGCAACGUUCUUCUAGACAGAAAUUUCGUCCCGAAAAUUGCAGACUUCGGCUUGGCCAAGCUAUUCCCAGAUAACAUCACUCAUAUCAGCACACGCGUGGUCGGAACGACUGGCUACCUGGCGCCUGAGUACUUUGUGCACGGGCAGCUGACGAAGAAGGCCGACGUGUACAGCUUCGGGGUCCUCGUUCUCGAGAUCAUCAGCGGGCAGAGGGUCCCCCAAACAAUCGGCCCGUCAGACACGUUCCUCGUCCGGCAGGCAUGGCUGCUGUACCAAGAGGACAGGCUGCUGGAGAUGGUGGACGCGAGCAUCAAGGACGACUGCCCGGAGGCGGAGGUGCUCAGGUACGCCAAGGUAGGCCUGGCGUGCACGCAGGCGGCGCCGGCCGGCCGGCCGACGAUGAGCCAGGUGGUGAAGAUGCUGUCAUGGCCCGACACGUUCUGGAAGCUGGAGACGCGGCCCACUGAUCAUUUGGGCUGCGCGGAAGCGGAACCAGUCUGUCCUGGCGUGAGCUUGUCAGCUGGUUCGUUGAGGGCGAGAUGGCCGACGGCAGCAAUUCCUACCACUAGCAGUGCAAAUUCUGGCUCGGUCACUUGCAGCGAAAUUGUUCCCAGGUAGGCGUACCGCGUACGCGCAAGUAGCUACGUGCUCGAUCAGCAAUACGAAAUUCGUACUGUUGCGAGUUGGUAAGAUCAUAGGAGUAUUGCAUUGCUGACAAUUGACAAACAACUGUAUGAUUUGUGUGCGAAAUGACCGUCUGUAGGUUUCAACGCAACCAGACAAGUUAGCGGCUUUUCAUUGCAGAUCGAGGGACGUUGAUAUUUAGACCUAAGAGCAUUUCUACCAGAUCUUGUAUACCGGCGAACAUACCUUUUGGUGUCGGGAAGAACAAAUGCUGAAAACCCAAUCCGCAAACUUGAAAAUGGAUAACGAGAACGAUUCACGCGUCGAUUCUCAUAACAAGCAUCCAAGUUCAUACAUAUAAACUUCAUAAUUAACACAUGAUCUAAAUACGAUUAUAAGCAGUUCGCACAUGCUUCGAACUACAGUUAAUACAUCCUAAUAUUACGAGGAGUGGUUCAUCGACAAAACCAAAAUUGCUCCUCCGUGGGAGGUGGGAGGCUUCUCGCCGCCGCCCGGCCUACUCGAAAUCGGAGUAGAGGCAGUACACCUGCAUCUCCGUCUCGUGCUCCCACGUCAUCCUCUGACCGGCAGAGGGCGGUGGACAAGUCGGCGGCAUACUUGUCGCCAGCGGCGCUCCUCAUCUUCCUUCGUGGUCUUGAUGGAAUCGGCGACCGCAUUGUUGUAGAAGGUGUCCUCGUCCUUCUCGACGGCCUCCAUGGCGAGACGGUGCGGUGGCAGAUCCCGAAGAGGGGGCUCCCGCCACGUCCUCCCGGCGGGAGCUCCCCGCCUCGUUGAUUUGGGCAGCGACCUCCACUUGUCAGGCUAGGGUUUCCGGCAAGCAGGAGGCGAGGCCUGCCCAAUUGCUUUGGUGGCGGGCCCCGCGCUUGCCGCCGCCUCGGAGCGGACACGGGCGGGCUUUCGCGGCCUUCGGACGAACCCGUCAGUCUGCCAUGACGCACCCCGAGCCUAAGCUGGAGUUCACAGGAUACUCCAUUUUUGGGGAGAUGGGCAAAGGGGAGGCGGAGGGAAGAUAGAGUUUUUUGGCGGCGGAGGGGGAGGCAGAGGGUUUCAAAUUUGAUACCGAAACCGUCCCCUCAGAGCCGUAGAUAUAUGUGGCUCAGGAGGGGCUUCAGCGCCCCAAACUUUUUUUUUCGAGCCAGUCCAAUCCGUAGUAUCUAUUCGGAUCUUGUUUUGGCCAAAUCCGUAAACCGAGUUCGAUCGCCCAUAUACGGGAUCUGCUAGAAAUGCUCUGACACAACCUCUCUAAUAAAUCCCGUAAAUUUCUCACGCUCAGUUCAUGUAUGGCUUGGAUGCCAGGCUCUUUUUUGGUGGGCGAGUUGAUGACCGGUUUAGUUAUUUUUGCCUGUCGGGCACCGAUGGCCGUUCAUCGCCUCCGUACUCCCUUAUUGGGCGGCUGAUAUGUGUGCGCGUGUU